CGCCUGCGCAGUGCGGGCGCGCGAGGGGCGGCGGCGCUAGCCCCGAGUCGCCCGAGCUAUUCAACUUUCCUGGAUGUCGAUUGCAGUGUGCCACUUCUUCACAUGCUGAAGUGUCUUCUUCUGAAUCAAACAAAACAUUUCAAGCAUAAGAGCAUAUAUUGCUUUAAUUACUAACCAAAUACCUUGUUCAAGAGCACCAUUUGACAGCAGUGGAACCUGCAUUGCUCAUGAUCCAUGAGGAUAAUCCAUACUUCCACCUGUACUUUACCUCCAUUAAGAACUUGACCUGGGAAACACUGGCAUGUGAAGGAAUAGUUGCAAAGCUGGUGGUCUGCUUAACUCCUUGAUUCUUUUUCCUUUAUCUGAUAGACUGUAGAAAGCUGUGAGUAGAGCAUGCUGGGCAGGCUUGUGAACAGGAUCCACGUAGGAUACUUCUGAAUUGAAAUGGCAUUUAACCACACUUGCUGUUAUUAGACCACUCACCAAAUCCUAUGCACGCUAGAGCCUGACCUUGAAAUCUGGAAACGGCUGUAACAGAGCGAGGUCAAAAGACAAGUCUAGAUCAUCAUGUAAUCUGUUUAGAGAAGGAUUACUCUGUUUCCUGCACUAACCUAGCAUUAAAAAGACAUCCCAGAACUCAGAAUCAGAACUGAGUCUGUAACUAACUGUAAAUAGAUACACCAGAGUGCUGCUGUGUCCCGUCAGUCAGCUGUUUUGACUAAGCAGCCACGCAUCAUUCCUCCAAAGGGAAAAAUCCACCUCUGCAUUCUGCUUGGCUUAAGCUACUCGAGCUCUGUUCUGUCAGAUCUGAUUUCCAAUAUCCAUAUCCUUGGGACAGAAAUGCUCUGCAUACAGUCUUAUUCUUUUUUAUUUUGUGUGUGUGUGUUGUUUUCCUUCCACCUCCUCUUUGCAGUCUUCCAUGACUGUCAGCCAGUGAACACGGGAAGCCAAGACAUUAUUAGGCCAGUUAAAUUAUGUAGCUGCUUCUUCCAGCAGAUUUCUUUCAAUAGUUUAGAGCAUUGUUUAAGGCAACCUCGGAGCAGGAUUCCUGCACCCUCACCUGUCCAAGCAUAUGUCGGCACAUGAACUGCAGGUACUGUUGGCAGCAAGACACAACCUGGGCACGAGCGGAGUGUCCGCAAAGGUUUCCCAGUCAGACUCUACAGGUUUCAUUCCAGAGAAACUGCGUCCUCAUUUCUGUAUGAAUAUUCCAAGUUUAUUUCAUUUCACAUUCUUACUGAGAGAAGUACGAACACCAUCAUGGAGACUGUGGAUUUUGAGGAAGCAGCAGUUUUCCCUGCCCAGAGUGCCCUUACUUCAGGCAGCGAGGAAGAACUCUUUCAAUCUCCUUGGACUAAAUGAGGCAGAAUUAGAAGAACAGUUUGUAAGAGGUAAUGGCCCAGGAGGUCAAGCCACGAAUAAGACAAACAACUGCGUUAUCUUGAAGCAUAUUCCAUCUGGGAUUGUAGUGAAGUGUCACCAAACAAGAUCAGUGGAGCAGAACCGAAAGAUAGCCCGAGAAAUCCUGCAGGAAAAAGUUGACCUUUUCUACAAAGGUGAAGAGAGUGAUGUUUUUAAAGAGAAGAAAGCGUCAGAGAAAAAGAAGCAGGAGAAAAAAAGAAAAGCAAAGGAAAACUUAGAAAGGAAAAGGCAUUUUAAAGAGAUGCAAAAAUUGGAUAAGCAAUAAAUGCGUGAAAUGCCAACCUGCCUAGUCGGCACCCUCGUUGGCUGCCAUCGUUUUGGCCUUCAACAGUGACAGGAAAGCCCUUGGAGAACCAAAGCCAUGGGAUGUAUUUUGAAAGCACUGGAGACUACUAGCAACUACACCGCCUCCUUACAGAGAUGGACUGCCGCUGGGCUGUGCCGGGAUGGAGACUCAGCAGCACCCUGCAGCCCUGCUCCCUUCUCUGUUCCUGAACUUGAGCUUCCUGCACAAAGGUUAACUUUUUAUCUGUUGAGAUUUUUUGUUCAUGGAGUAUAAAUCUGAUUGAAGUGACUGUACAUAGUUUUGAUACAAACUGUUAAUGAAAAUAAGCUUUAUUACGUCAAGUAAUAAAUACAUACAAAGAUGCAAAUAACA
Molecule: messenger RNA, 2080 nt
Organism: Falco peregrinus (peregrine falcon)
Lineage: Eukaryota; Metazoa; Chordata; Aves; Falconiformes; Falconidae
Gene: MTRFR
Product: mitochondrial translation release factor in rescue
Exons: 5
Coding region: 1073-1687 (204 amino acids)
Biological process (GO): translational termination
Cellular component (GO): mitochondrion
Molecular function (GO): translation release factor activity
Source: RefSeq, a predicted model, not a curated record